Dentiscutata erythropus is the source of this 1401-nucleotide messenger RNA. The record is from the annotation of a GenBank genome assembly. Lineage: Eukaryota; Fungi; Glomeromycota; Glomeromycetes; Diversisporales; Gigasporaceae.
AUGUCCAGGCAUGGAUUUGUAAUGAGAAAAGACCAAGUUGAAAACACAGAACAUGCAUUCAAUGUUGAAAAUGCACCUGAAAUCGCAUUCAAACUUGAUGAAAAUAAAGUUAAAACUGUUAUAUCUCAGCGUAAUUUUGAAGAAACUAAACAAUAUGAACAUGAAUUUGAUGUUGUGUGCAAUAGAAGCCUUGUAACUUAUAACGAUAUUUCCACUAUUUUUCCUUGGCUUUCUGAUUUACUCAAAAUACCGAAAAAAUCUCUCAAAAAUUCUACAAUUAAUUUUAAGAAGGUAGAGAAGGCUGAAAUUUUCAUUUCAAAAAAAUAUAUCAUUUUGAAUAAGAAUUUUAAAGAGGGUAUUGAAAAUAUACUGGAUUCACAUGGAAGUGCUUAUGAUAAAAUAAAAAAUCUUCGAAAAAUAGUAGACAAAUAUGAUUAUUUUUAUGCGCGCCAUAUUGUUUUUGGAGGUGCUAUAGUAACUGAAAAUUCAAAAAGCAAGAUCAUAGAGUAUAAUGACAUUCAUCCAAUAUUUGACUUACUGGAUGAUGAAUUGAAAAUAAAAGUUUUAGACGUGCUAGGCCAUCGAAUUUUAAAAGCUGGUGUCAAAGAAAUAGAUCCAAAUUAUGACUUUUCAAAGAACAUCCCAUAUGUUUAUCCACUAGCUAAUGAGAUUGCAGAAUUAGAUAAAAUAACAGAUAUUCAUAACUGCCGUAUCUUUGCUUCAAUAAGAACAGAAGAUGAAGAUGGUGAUAUUUUUUCAUUGCGAGUAGAUUAUAUAAAUAUUCACACUCCGCAAGUUGUAGUUCACCUUAUUACAAGGUCUAAAAACAAAAAACAUCGAGCGAAAAUAAAUUGGAUCAUUAUUGGACAACCUAACUAUUUUGAUUUCAACCAAACUGCUUCUCUCAGAAGUAGCGAACACUUUGCUUAUAAAAUAGGUAAAAAAUUUAAGGUGGAUAUUCCGAAAUAUGAUGCAACUUUAAGUUCAGAAGAGUCUUGCAUAUUAUAUGAAAGUAAGGAUGUUGAAGAUGUUGCUCUUUCAAAGGCUAAAAUUGUUUAUGUGGUAAAUAAUUUGAAUUUCCAAUACGUUAAUCUUUUUGUAUUGUUAAAUAACUGUAUUAUAUUUAUUAAUAGUUUUGUCGAUAUAAGUGAAUCUAAUAAAAAAUAUCCAGCUGGACAAAUUGAUAUUAACUGGAAAGAGAGUGAAAUUCAUCCGCAUAUACUAUAUAGCACUAAUGAUAUAUACAAGAAAAAAGAAGCAUUGGUUUUGGUAAAUCAACUUUUCGAAGAUUGUGAAAAUCAUGGAUUUAUAAAUAUCAGCUCCGAAAAAAAUUUUUAUAGGAUACCAAAUAAACCACUUAUUCAUUCUGAAAAAAUUGCAUAUUUUGUUAUGCCUGAAUAA